AUGAAAUGGUAUGGGAACAUAUAAAUCCAGACAAAGCGCAUGUGGCGUACGCCGUUCUAGCGGUGUUUUCGUCCUUUUUCUCACUGUGCUCGCUUUUCAUCAAGGAACGACUAUAUAUUGGUGAGGCCUCUGUGGCCACAAUAUACGGUCUCAUAGUUGGUCCACAUUGUUUGGACUGGUUCGACCCUUCUUCGUGGGGGAAUGAGGACUACAUAACUUUGGAAAUCAGCAGAGUCAUUCUGUGCAUCGAAAUAGUGGCUGUCGCUGUAGAACUUCCGAAGAAAUACAUCCUGAAACACUGGCUCGGGGUGUUCCUGCUCCUGAUCCCUGUGAUGACCAUCGGAUGGCUCGUUAUAGGACUGUUCAUAUGGCUCAUUAUCCCCGGACUACACUAUGGGUACGGCCUGUUGAUAUCCGCCUGCAUUACCGCCACAGAUCCUGUUCUUGCACAAGCAGUUGUUGGUAAGGGUAAGUUUGCAAGAAGAGUGCCUGCGCAUUUGCGGAAUCUUCUCACCGCCGAAUCCGCAUGCAACGACGGCGUGUCUGUGCCUUUUGUUUACCUUGCGGUCAACAUCAUUAUACAUGGUUCUAACGCGGGAGCCAUCGCGCGUGAUUGGAUUACAGUCACAGUUCUAUACGAGUGUCUUUUUGGCUGCAUUCUAGGCGGAAUCAUUGGGUUUGUUGGACGAAAACUUAUCCAGUAUGCGGAAGACAAAGACCUUAUCGAUAGAGAGUCGUUCCUGGCGUUCUAUGUUAUGCUGGCACUCUUGUGCGCAGGUUUUGGAGCUAUACUCGGUGUCGACGAUCUGCUGGCGUCUUUUGCCGCCGGCGCCACUUUUGCCUGGGAUGGCCGUUUCACUGAGCGUACAGAAGAGUCGCACGUUUCCUCGGUCAUUGAUCUGCUGCUCAACUUGGCCUACUUCGUCUAUUUCGGCACCAUUAUCCCUUGGGAGCAAUUUAAUAAUAAAUCGCUCGGCCUUGACUGGUGGAGACUUGUGUGCAUUGCUAUCGUGGUGAUAUUUUUAAGACGAAUCCCGGCAGUGCUGGCGAUCAAGCCAUUCAGUCCCGAUAUCAAGAACUGGAAAGAGGCUUUGUUUGUGGGCCAUUUCGGUCCCAUCGGGGUGGGGGCUGUCUUUGCGUCUAUUCUGGCCGUAGGUGAUUUGGAGGCCCACGUCUUGCACCUUGAACAUGGCCCCACAGCCCAGUACCCAGACGAGGAAGAAUACCAUCAGCUAAUAAGGAUUAUUUGGCCGACUGUCUGUUUCUUGGUGCUCAGCAGUAUUAUAGUGCACGGUUCCUCUGUUGCUGUGAUGACCUUGGGCCGCCACUUGCAAACAAUGACGUUCACUAUGACACUUACCAAAGUCGAGACUGACGGCGGGGGAUGGAUCUCGAGACUUCCAAAGCUGGAAAAAAGCGGUACCUCUUUCUCCAUCAAGAGAAUUGAUACCAUGGCUCCUUCCGAGGCAAGCCACGACAACGGACUUUUGGAGAAAACCUACACCAGCGACUCGACUAAUGUGGAUGCGGGCGACACUGCGGCCUCUGCUAAACCGGCAGGCAUUGCAAAGAGACGGAAGCAAAAGAAAAAAAUGCAUAGGAAAAUCAGAGAAAAGCGACGGGCGCCUCCUGCUGUGGAGACGCUGGACCUUGGCAAAAACAAUACUCAGAGCCAGCCAACGAAGGAGAGUUCAGACCAGAGUUCAACCACCCGUCUUGAGGUUGAGGAGAUGGGCCGUUCUGACCAGUCCAGCGAUCACGGCGAAGAGGCUAUGGGUCCUCCUUUAAUGAAGGUCACAUCGCCAAGAAUGGCGGAACUGCAAAGAGACUUUGAGCUUACUGACGAAGAUAUACAACCAAUUGAGAUAGACGGAGAGCUGAAAAUUCCAACGUACGGCUAUAGAGACGGCACACAGCUUAUUAUUGAGGACCAGAACGGAGAAAUACUGCGCACAUUUAAUGCACCGCGUGCAGAAUCUGAUGAUCAGAAGAGCAUGCACAGUCUGCACAGUUUAAGCACGUUGAAGAACCGACUUGCAGACCUGCAAAGAAAAAAACGGAUUCGGACAAACGACGGAGAGGAAAUACAGAUCGAGGACUUCUCGCGCCCAGAAGAGAAAAUUCAUCAGCUGGUGAACAAGACCGACUCAGACCACAAAAUGCUUUUGGGCCAAAAGAUCAAGCGUGACAAGAAUAAUAAACCUCACGCUUCACAGAGAUACCAUGGUUUCCGCAUUGACGACAACAUUCUGAUCGAGAAUGCUGACGGAGAAGUUGUCGGGAGAUUUAAAAUAAAUCAGAAAAAGAAACCUGCAGCUGCAAAGGCCGACACCCUCGACAAGGCACUAAAAAUGGUUGGAUUGUUGAAGGAAAAAGCCGGAGACGUUGAGCAGAAUGAAGUCUCGAAUGACGACCUAAUUCCAACGGAUGCGGGACCACAGGACAAAAGGCUGGAGGACAAGCUUAAAAAGUUCCUGACUGCAGAUUCGCAUAAAGUUAGCGUAAGCUCUCCACCUUCGUCAUCGCAGAAAAACACAGACUCAUCUACAGGUUCUGACUCGUCCAACCGAACGGACAGCUACAAUCAGGAGGAGUCGGAGGUGGAGCGUGCGAGACGUCUGGCUGCCCUGGCAUCGUCCUCUAGAGACCCGGAGGACGAGGAGGACGAGCCCGCCUCUAAAUUAUAAAAGCGCAUAAAACUACAUGCUUACAUAAGUCACC
Ogataea polymorpha is the source of this 2721-nucleotide messenger RNA. RefSeq lists its product as uncharacterized. Bases 6 to 2687 code for a protein of 893 amino acids. Lineage: Eukaryota; Fungi; Ascomycota; Pichiomycetes; Pichiales; Pichiaceae. Gene Ontology annotation, cellular component: plasma membrane. Gene Ontology annotation, biological process: sodium ion export across plasma membrane; regulation of membrane potential; intracellular potassium ion homeostasis. The record is from RefSeq and is a predicted model, not a curated record. The transcript has a single exon. Gene Ontology annotation, molecular function: sodium:proton antiporter activity.